CAUUGCUGUGACAAGUGCAGGUGAAUGGUACCUCCAGGCUUGCAGCUUCCCCAGUAGGACACAACCAGAUUUCUGUGCUUCGAGCAAAUGCCACAGAGUUAGUUAAUGCGUAGAGGAGCCGAUUGUGUCUGAGCAGCCAUGUCUGAGAUCAAGCUGUGGGCCUUUUGGAGGGCCGUUCUGGCUGAAUGUUUAGGAACGAUCAUCUUCGUGUUCGCUGGCCUCUCUGCAGCCAUAGGGAACCACAAUGUUUCUUUUCCUGACCACGAGUUAAAAAUGGCACUCGCCUUUGGUUUGGCCAUCGCUACGCUGUCGCAGUGCGUAGGUCAUGUGAGCGGCGCCCACUUGAACCCCGCCGUCACUUUGGGCUUGCUGGCCACCUGCCAGAUCAGUUUUUUCCGGGCCUUCUUCUACAUGGUAGCUCAGAUGCUGGGUGCUGUGGCUGGCAGUGCCAUGGUGUACGGUCUGAGGCCAGAAAGCACAGUCGCCCUUGGUGUUAACAAGUUAAAUGGAAUCAGCCCCUGUCAAGGUUUUGGGUUUGAGUUCCUGCUCACCCUGCAGCUGGUCCUGUGUGUGUUAACGGUCACUGACAAAAGGCGGAACGUUCGAGAAUAUGCACCUCUGGCAUAUGGACUUUCCAUGGUGACGGGGCAUCUUGCUGGGAUCAGCUACACAGGAUGUGGUAUCAACCCAGCUCGAUCUCUUGGGCCUGCACUUAUCCUGCUGUCUUUUGAGAAUCAUUGGGUGUACUGGGCCGGACCGAUGAGUGCUGCUGUGGUGGCAGCACUUCUGUACAAUUACCUGCUGGCUCCCAGAGAGGAGCGUUUUACUGAACAAACACGAGCCUUGCUUUGCUGCGGAUGGGAAGAAGUGGUAGAAGAAGAAACAGAGCCUCUUCUGGGAGAAGCCAAGGGCGUGGAAUGAUUAAAGGAGCUUCUCUGAAUGAAAAUGCUCAAUUUUGUAUUAUGUUUUUCAAAAAAGUUGCAUCAUUGAUGCUCAAAUAUAAAAUUUUAUGAAGCCUAUGUUUUUAUAUGGGCACUUUUUUUAAGGACAAGAUGUGAAUAUAUUUAAGUUUACAUGUUGAUAGAAGUCAACACACAUUUUUUAAACCACCAGUACAAUAAA
Nematolebias whitei (Rio pearlfish) is the source of this 1122-nucleotide messenger RNA. RefSeq names its product aquaporin-1. Gene Ontology annotation, molecular function: water channel activity; ammonium channel activity; carbon dioxide transmembrane transporter activity. The transcript is spliced from 4 exons. NCBI's taxonomy places the organism in Eukaryota, Metazoa, Chordata, Actinopteri, Cyprinodontiformes, Rivulidae. Bases 139 to 921 code for a protein of 260 amino acids. The record is from RefSeq and is a predicted model, not a curated record. Gene Ontology annotation, cellular component: membrane. Gene Ontology annotation, biological process: carbon dioxide transmembrane transport; renal water transport; hyperosmotic response.